Molecule: messenger RNA, 2617 nt
Organism: Cuscuta epithymum
Lineage: Eukaryota; Viridiplantae; Streptophyta; Magnoliopsida; Solanales; Convolvulaceae
Source: the annotation of a GenBank genome assembly
UGAAACCAAAGGUGAAACUGAAGGGGAAACCCAGGGGGAAACUGAAGGGGAAACUGAAGGUGAAAAGAAAAGUCAAACUGAGAUAGAACUAGAGUUAUUCCUGAAAAAUUAUUUAUUUUUUCAAUUUAGAGAGGAUGAGGAUGUUACUUUUAAUCAAGGCCUUUUCCAAGAUCUCCAGAUCUAUUGUCUCUUGCUUAGAAUGCUAAAUCGAAAAAAAAUGAUGCUAUCAUGGAUUCAAAGGGAAAAGUUAAAUUUGGGUCUAAUGCCACAGAUGAAUCAGGAAGAGAGUAUUCAAGAUUCAAAAAAUUCAAAAAGAAAUGUUCCAGAUUCAAAACAGAGUGUUCCAGAUUCAAAACAGAGUGUUCCAGAUUCAAAAAAUUCAAAAAGAAAUGUUCGAGAUUCAAAACAGAGUGUUGCGGAUUCAAAAGAGAGUGUUCCAGAAUUUUUAAAAAGGACGGGAUUUUUGGUUGACCCCCACUUCCGCUGUCUAUCAAACCAAACGGAGAAUUUCUUAUGUAUCAAACCAUAGUUCUUUCAUUGGUUCAUAAGAGUAAAGAAAUUCUUAAUCAAAAAUACGUAAAACAACGAAUAAUUCGCGCUGAAGAGAACAAUAAUUGUGAUCCGCUUCUUAUUGAAAAUAUUUUAUCAUCUAGGCGUCGUAGAGAAUUAAGAACUCUAAUUUGUUUCAAUUCAAACAAAUGGAAUGGCGUGGAUGCAAAUUCUCUAGUUUCCAACAAAAAUCAAGUUUGGGAGGAAAGUAACCCUCGGCAUAAGGAUCCGAAUAAAUUGAUUGAAUUUUUUCUUUGGCCUAAUUAUCGAUUGGAAGAUUUAGCUUGUAUGAAUCGUUAUUGGUUUAAUACUAAUAAUGGGAGUCGUUUCAGUAUGUUAAGGAUCCAUAUGUAUUUACCAUUGAAAUUUAAUUGGUGGAAAUUUAAUUGAUAGUAGUACUAUCUACCCUCUAGCAGGGUAGAUGGUACCAGGUUAGAUGAAAAGCAAUGAAUGGAAAUAUACCUUAUUUUAAUUUGUAUCUAACUGAAUCGAGGAUACCAUAUAUUUAUUUAGAUCUAUAUAGAUACUUUCUCCCUCAUCCAAAGAAUAUUAAGUUGAAAUAAUUCACUUUUAUUUUAUUAAUGAACCCGAAAAGAGAGGGUUUUCUUUUGAUUUGAAUUGAUAGACUUAGUUAGAAGAAUUCUUUUUUAGCAAUAAAUGUCUUUCACAUCCAGUGAUAACCUGUAAAUCAUUUUAAAUGGCAGUUCCAAAAAAUACGUAUUUCGAAAGCCAAAAAGCGUAUUCGUAAGAACAUUUGGAAAAGAAAGACUAUUGAGGUAAGAUUAAAAGCUCUUUCAUUAGCAAAAUCUCUUUUAACGGGUAAGUUUACAAGUUUUUUUUACAAAAAAAAUAAAAAAACAUUGGAUUCAUUUCUGUCAAGUUGAUUUCUUGUAUAAUAUUUCUUCUUUUUUCUUAUCAUUUUCUUUCUUUAUUUUUCGUUAGUUCGUUUUAGUUACUAAUCAAUUAUUUCAUAUCUAUGAAAUAAAUCUAUAACUUAAUUAUAAAAAAUUAUUUUAAAUGCAUAUUAUAUAUCAAUGAAGGGAGUUCAUUUAGUUUAUGAUAAAAAACUUAUCUCUUUCGACUAUUUAUAAAAACCAAAACCAACAAAACAGAGGUUCCGUUGAAUUUCAAAUAUGGAAUUUCACCAAUAGAAUACACCGGCUUACUUCCCACUUGAAAUUGCAUAAAAAAGACUAUUUAUCUCAAAAAGGUUUACGUAAAAUUUUGGGGAAACGACAACGACUUUUAGCUUAUUUAUCAAAAAAAAAUACAUUGCGCUAUAAAGAAUUAAUUGAUAAAUUGGAGAUUAGAGAGACAAAAACUCAUUCAUUUUGAAGUUGUAUAGCUUUUAGAACCUAUUUUAUACGUAAAUUUUAGAACUACAGUCUGGGUACUGAAACAAUUACAAAAGAAUAGCUCAGGGUAGUGAAUAGAAAGACAUCAUGUCCUUUUGUCUAUUGAUUCUUACUGUAUAAAUUUGAAGGGAUUUUUUAUUUAAAACUUUAAAACGGCAGAUUUAGUUAAUUCAAAAAAGAAUCCUUUUUUACCCUAUUAGGUAGUUUGCGUAGUUAUAAAAAAAAAUGAUAAUAUUAAAACAUAAAAAUUGAUAAUAAUUUACCAAAAAACAUAAAAUAAUUUUUUUUUUUAUUUUUAAAACCAAUCCAGAAAUCUAGUGAUUAGAAUUCUUCUGAAAAUUCAUUGAGUCAUAUAGUAUCUAAAAACCAAGUAUCUUCUAAUUUUAUAUUGCAUAAAAAUAAUAUUUGGAGGAUACUAUAUCGAUAAUUCAUAAAAUUUAUAAAUUUAUUCGUUCAAUGGCACAUUCUGUAAAGAUUUAUGAUACAUGUAUAGGAUGUACUCAAUGUGUUCGAGCCUGCCCCACCGAUGUUUUAGAAAUGAUACCAUGGGACGGAUGUAAGGCUAAACAAAUUGCUUCUGCUCCGAGAACAGAAGAUUGCGUAGGCUGUAAGAGGUGUGAAUCCGCUUGCCCAACAGAUUUCUUGAGUGUUCGAGUUUAUUUAUGGCAUGAAACAACUCGCAGUAUGGGUCUCGCUUAUUGAUCUGGUCCAGA